AUGCGCUCAUCCGAUCUUUUCUACCUUAAAAGUUUUUUUCUUUUCCACAUUCCUGAAACCGUGUGCCAGUUUCCAGUACUUCCUCCUUCAACAUGCGAACAAGUUCACAUGUUGUCGACCCCCCCCCCACAACUACUUUUUAUAAUUUUGUUUCCUCCUUUCCCUUAUUGCUACGUGCUGCUGCUGUUUGUUUCUGCUCCUUGCCUUUCCCAUGUCGUUUCGACCCUCAAUAUCUUGACAUCUCUUCUCUUUUCCUUCUUCUUGAAAACAUUUUAA
Messenger RNA from Trypanosoma brucei brucei TREU927, 276 nucleotides. RefSeq lists its product as hypothetical. The transcript has a single exon. The record is from RefSeq and is a predicted model, not a curated record. NCBI's taxonomy places the organism in Eukaryota, Euglenozoa, Kinetoplastea, Trypanosomatida, Trypanosomatidae. Bases 1 to 276 code for a protein of 91 amino acids.